AUGGCGCCUGGACCAUUCAUUCAGAUCCCAAGCCAUCUCAAGCCGGCUGGCUUGAAUGGCCCAGAGCAGCUCGCGAUCGAGCGCAGAAAGGCGGUGAGUGCAUUAGCAAGGGGAUCGUCUCGGUGGCGCGCGGAGCAUCUGAGCUGAUCCCGUCUCCAUCUCCUUCUUGCCCCACCUGUCGCAGUCCUUUGAUGUGGGUCAAAUGACGGAGUACCUGUAUGGCAAAGAGUAUUUGGAACGUCAAGCGCAGCUCGUCGAGCUCUUGUCGAAAGACCCUGCCCUUGACAAGAGCGGCCUCAACUACAUGGGCAGAGUGGAAAAGUUUAGAGCUGCGCUCAAGAAGGACAAGCGACUGGCUGUGCUUGCCAGAGAGCACAACUGGGACUCGAACACCAUCGCACACGCCGAGAAGCUAUGCGACUUGCCAGGUGAGUAGAGCGCAGCGGAAUGGCUAUGCGCCGUCAGGCUAUUUGAUAAUGGCGCUGAGCUUUCGUGGCCCAUCAUCCCAGGUCCUUUUGGUUUGCACAAGAGCGUGAGUACGCACAGUGGCUGCAGUGGUGCAAGUGUUCGGCUGCUUGGCUCAUCUCGCCUAUGCUUUUCUUCUUGCAGAUGUUCUUGACGACUCUUGAGAGAAUGGGCACGCCAGAGCAGCAGGAAGCCUUUUUGGAGCCGGCAAGGCGUUUCGACAUUAUUGGUUGCUAUGCGCAGACGGAGCUGGGUCAUGGAAGCAAUGUGCAGUUCCUCGAGACUACUGCGACGUACGACGAAGAAGCGAAGGAGUACGAGAUCCACUCGCCGUCGCUGACCGCGAGCAAGUGGUGGAUUGGAGGUCUGGGACGAUCGGCGACACACGCAAUCGUCAUGGCUCAGCUCGUUCUCAAAGGCAAGUCUUAUGGACCUCAUCCUUUUGUAGUUCCCAUCAGAGAUCCCAAGACUAGAGAGAUGCUUCCCGGCUGCACGAUUGGCGACAUCGGACCCAAGCAAGGCUAUCAGACUACGGACAAUGGAUUCUUGCUGCUUGAUCACGUUCGCGUACCUCACUUUAAUCAGCUCGCCAAAUUUGCCAAGGUGGACCUGGAUACUGCUGUCUACGUACCUCCUCAGAAUGCGGCGCUCACCUAUGGUACGCUUACUUGGGUGCGUCAGAUGCUCCAUCAGCUCGUGCUGCGAAUUCCACGUUCGCUGAUUUGCUCUUUCGACAUCGUUUGCAGGUCCGCGCAAACAUCGUGCAAGACGCCAGGACGAUUUUGAUGCGAUCAGCAAUUGUGGCCAUGUGAGCCCGCACCGGACGUGUUUGCUUGUCGUCUGCUCGAUCAUGAUUGACCACAACUUUUCGUUGGCCUGCACAGUCGCUACUGCAGCAUUCGACGCCAAUUCGCAGAUAGAGAUGCCCCAGUCUUCUCUGCGUCGGGCAAGAAGGUCGAGAGUCAGGUGCUUGACUACACAAUGGUUCAAGCACGAAUCUUCCCCGUUCUUGCCAAAGGUAAGUGGAACAUCCUUAGGAAAGGGUCAUGAUUGGCAGGCGCUAACUGCCAGCACUCUUCCCGUUGUAUUUAGCAUUUGCCUUCCACUACACCGCUCUCUACAUGUUCCAGCUAUAUCAAGAAAACGUGUCGCUCAUCGACAACAAGGAUCUGUCGCUUUUGGCCGAGACUCAUGCCUCAUCAUCUGGACUAAAGGCGCUCACCACCAUCGAAGCUGCAGAGGCUAUCGAGACAUGCCGCAGAGCCUGUGGAGGACACGGAUUUUCGCUCGCGAGCGGACUGUCGUCCUUGUACAACGACUACUUGCCCAACGUGACAUGGGAAGGUGACAGCUACAUGCUUUCGCAACAGACGAGUCGGUACUUGCUGAAGACCAUGCGCUCAUUAUACAAGGAUCUCGAGGGACCGCCAAAGUCGUUCACUGUGGACUACAUGCGCUCGUACCUGCGCGACCCCAACGCGAAGGCGACGAUCGAGUUCAGCGGAGACCUGAUGGACCCCAUCUUCUUCAUCAAGGCGUUCGGGCACCGAGCAGCUUGGCUCGUCAAAGAGACGCUUGAGCUGCGCGACGGGCCGGCGAAGAGGUCCUGGAACAGCCUGUUGAUCGAGCUUUACAGAUGCAGCAAGGCUCAUUCUCAGGCUUUGAUCGUGUACAAUUUCAGUAUGGCCAUCUUGAAGGACGAAGCGCUAAACAGUCGGCCAGCUCUUCGGACGGUGAUGCAGCACCUCUUGCUCUUGUAUUGCGCCCACACGAUGCACGAGGAAGGCGCAGAGUUUAUGAGCUCGGGAUACAUCACGCCCAAACAGUACAGCUUGUUGUCCACCAAGAUUCAAGAGGCUAUGCACUCCAUCAGACCUCAGGCGGUGUCGCUCGUAGACAGCUUUGCUAUUCCUGAUUGGCUCCUCAACAGCGAUCUGGGUUCGUCCAAGGGAGACGUGUACGAGGUGAGUACAAGGACGGUGUGCUGAUUGCGCUCGACUCCCUUCUUUCACAAAUGCUCAGGCGACUUUCUUUUCUUGUUUCCCCUCGAUAGCGCCUCUUUGAACAUGCCGUGCGCGACCCUUUGAAUUCGACAAAGUGGAACGUCGAAAUUGACAGCGACGUCUUGGAUAUGGACGGCACGCUGCCUCAGAGCAAGCUUUGA
Ceraceosorus bombacis is the source of this 2629-nucleotide messenger RNA. The record is from the annotation of a GenBank genome assembly. Lineage: Eukaryota; Fungi; Basidiomycota; Exobasidiomycetes; Ceraceosorales; Ceraceosoraceae.